GCCCUGCCCGCGCCCGCGCCCGCGCCCGCGCUCGCGCCCGCCAGCGACGGCGAUCAGGAGUACGUGAGCCCCGACUGGGCCGGCGCGCCCGAGCCCGCCGCGCCGCCCGCCGAGAUCCCCUACGAGGAGCUGUGGGCGCACCAGGCGCCCGAGAGCGUCGCCGAGGCCCGCGCCCGGCGGUCGCCAGGGCCCGACCUCAUCUCCUUUGCGGCAGCCGGGCCACCGCGGCGCGAGCCCGAGGCGCCACCACCUCCCGUCCCUCCCAAAUCCGAGGCGGUGAAGGAGGAGUGCCGCCUGCUCAACGCCCCUCCAGUGCCUCCCCGGGGUGGUAGUGGUGGUGGCAUGCUCUCAGGCAGCCCCCCUGUGCCACCCCGCUUCCCCAAGCUGCAGCCUGUCCACUCUCCCAGCUCUAGCCUCUCCUACUACUCCUCUGGGCUUCAGGAUGGGGCAGGUUCCCGCAGUGGCAGUGGGUCCCCGUCACCAGACGCCUACUCCCUCUACUGCUAUCCCUGCACCUGGGGAGACUGUAAGGCAGUUGAGUCCUCUAGCCGCCCGCCGCCGGGACCCCUGCCCUCCACAACCACACAGCCCAGCCAGGCCUCUCGGGCCCUUGCAGAGACCCUGAGCGGUCGGGCCACUUCCCUCUUGGGGGCUGACACCCCAGUCAAGACCUACCAUGGCUGCCCGCCCCUGUUCAAGCCCUCCCACCCCCAGAAACGCUUUGCUCCCUUUGGGGCUCUGAACCCCUUCUCUGGGCCUGCCUACCCUUCUGGCUGUCCUGUGGCCUCCUCUUCUGGGCCCCCACCCUCCUCAGGUGCCCUGGCUACCUCUAGCCCCACACAUUCCCCAGGCCCGGCCUUGCAGGCCCAGGCCUGCUCAGCUGCUCCACCCUCCUCUCCAUUGUCCUCUGAGUGGCAGGAGCCAGCACUGGAACCCUUGGACCCCUCUGAGCUGGGGCAGGCCAGUUCUCCUGAACCAGAGCUGCUGCGCUGUCAGGAGCCCAGAGCCAUGGGGGCGCCUGGGCCUGGACCCCACCUUUCACCACUUGGUCCCCCCAAGGCCUUUGAGCCCGAAGGUUUGGUGCUGAGGCAGGUCCCCACUCCUCUGUCACCAGCUGCCCUGCAGGGGCCUGAGGCAGGAGGAGGCCGAGUCUUUCUCACCCAAGGGCCUCCUGCUAGUCCCCGGGACACCUGCUCCUGGCAGCCCCCCGCGGACCUGUCUGCACUCUCCCUGGAGGAGGUCUCUCGCAGUCUGCGCUUCAUCGGGCUCUCAGAGGAUGUGGUGAGCUUCUUUGCCCGGGAGCGCAUAGAUGGCAGCAUCUUUGUGCAGCUCAGUGAGGACAUCCUGGCCGACGACUUCCACCUCACCAAGCUGCAGGUCAAGAAGAUCAUGCAGUUCAUCAAGGGCUGGCGGCCCAAGAUCUGAACCUCCCAGCCUGCAGCUGCCCAACUGGCACAGCCGCGGCGCCGCCUCAGAGGCCCCGGGGACCAUGGGUGGGUCUGCUGGGGGCAGCACUCUGAGAGUGGCAGGUCCUGCUUGUGGGAGGACCUGCUGAGACUGAGGCUCAGCAGCCACUCAGAUCCAGAGGAGACAAGCUGGGAAAUGUGGUCCUCCGGGCUUGGACCCUGCAGGGGGACGUCUUGCCUUCAAGCAGAACACCUGAGGAGGGGCUGGAGGCACGGCUGUGCACCUGGCCUGGUCAGGGGUUUGCUGCGAUUCCCACAGAGGGGUGGUGGUGUGUAUGUCUAAAGGUGUCCUUUGGGGUGGCAGAACACCUUCCUGUCUCACUGAAGCCCUUCACAGACACCCACAUUUCUCAACCCUGUAGGCUCAGGUUAGUGACAGGGAAGAUGGCCUGUGACUUACGCACAAAUUCCCCAAGUGCCCUCUCUUUUGUGCUCUGUGGGCUUUGGGCCUGCAGCUGCCCAGGGUCAGGGGUACUGUUCGUGUCAGAGGGAUACCCUUCCUUCCUUCUGCUCCCCCGUGAUUAGGUGCCUGGACCCUAGCACAGCUGAAUCGAUUGUAGACCCUUGUCACACAGCACCUUAGAGGAUCCACCUCUGGGCUCUGGUUGGUGGGUGGUGACUUAGGAAGCACAGCUUUUCUGUUGGCCUAGAGAGUUAGGAAGGCGGGGGCUCCCCAGCGUCACCAGGGCCUAGCUUCUGCUCAGACUUUGUCACAUCUAGCCAUCUGACCUGUCCAGUGGGGUGCAGUCUCCGAAGAUAGGGAGAGCAGGUAGAUUUAGGUCACCUGCUCCUUAUUCUAGAAGCAAACAGUGGUCAGUCGCCCUCGCCGAGCCAGUCUCCUGGCCUCAGCAUUUGGCUGUGAUGGACAUUUGAUGGCCUUGGAUUCUGGCACUGGCACAGGAGGACGCAGGUGGGAGACGGGAGGGAAAACCACCUUUGGAUCCUGAGCGCAGUCCUGCAAAGUUCCUUGUUUCAGAGCAGAUCUGUGUGUCCUUCAGUCCUGAACACGGCAUCCUGGGUGGCACCCGGAGCUCUGGUCAUUGUGUAUAAGCCCCACCCCACCAAUCUUCCCCAAGGCCCCAAACUAGAGCCACACCACCUCUCAUGCCCACCGGUGUAGGGCCCAGAGGUGGCAGCCUUCUCUUUUGCCUUACCUGGUCUGCCUAGAUAUUUAUUUCCCGUGGUUUUCUUAUGAGUUGCUAAGCCUUGCUUGU
Molecule: messenger RNA, 2680 nt
Organism: Castor canadensis (American beaver)
Lineage: Eukaryota; Metazoa; Chordata; Mammalia; Rodentia; Castoridae
Source: RefSeq, a predicted model, not a curated record